Messenger RNA from Saccostrea cuccullata (small rock oyster), 454 nucleotides. RefSeq lists its product as uncharacterized. The record is from RefSeq and is a predicted model, not a curated record. The coding region runs from base 61 to 432 and encodes 123 amino acids. NCBI's taxonomy places the organism in Eukaryota, Metazoa, Mollusca, Bivalvia, Ostreida, Ostreidae. The transcript is spliced from 4 exons.
CCUUUAGUCCAGGUAGAGAUAAACAGAUAAUUCGAACGUAAAGUUUUGUGUCAAGAGAUCAUGGCGAACCCCGUUCUUUUAUUUCUUUUAGGAUUUUUAAUGGUGUCCAAUGUUCAAGGUGACUUUACAUGCACCUCUGACAGCGACUGCCUUUUGACUGGUUAUCAUUGCUGCACGGGAUCUAUUUACUGUUGUCCGGACGGGUACGUCUGCACUGGUGGCGCCACCUGCAUAAGUAUUGGGGUAAUUGUGGGCCCUAUCGUUGGUGGUGUUGUCCUUAUCGUCAGCUGUAUCGUUGGUUGUAUAUGCUACAAUCGAAGAAGACGACUGCCUCCUCCAACAGUUUAUGCACAACAAGCUCCUACAACUGUGGCGUACGGACAACAAGCUCACGGACAACCUCAAGCUUAUGGACAACAAAAUUACAAAUAAUUUUUUAAACAUACGAGUCAAU